AUGUCGAAACGCAAAGCUUUAUCGGUUGACGAAAAAGUAAAAAUUUUACGGGAGUUGGACGACGGUGUUAAAAAUGCCGAAAUCUGCAAAAGGUAUGGAUUGUCGUCAUCUACUGUUUCCACACUGCUAAAAAACAAAGGCAAGUUAAUGGAUGCAUAUGUCCAAAGUAAAACAGACUGUAAACGACUAAAGAAGUGUUCGAAAGAGGAUUUGGACGAAGCGUUAUUGAAAUGGAUGAAGGUGCAACGUAGUGCUGAUUUACCUGUGAGUGGACCUAUUCUAAAAGUGCAAGCAGAAAAAUUUGCUGAACAAUUUGGAUAUUCUGAGUUCGUGUGUUCGAAUGGAUGGAUUGAUCGUUUUAAAGUUAGACAUGGCAUAACUUUUGGAAAAAUAUGUGGUGAAGCGAAGUCCGCAAACAUGGCGGACAUUGCAAAAUGGUUGAGUGAAAAGUGGCCAGGCAUCAGAGAAGGAUACGCAGCAGAUGACAUCUAUAACGCUGAUGAAACAGGGAUAUUCUACAAUGUAACCCCACAGUAUAUCUUAAAAUUUAAGGGUGAAAAAUGCGUUGGAGGCAAGCUCUCUAAAAAUAGGUUAACAGCUUUAGUGUGUUCGAACAUGUCUGGCACUAACAAGAAAAAACUCUUUAUUAUCGGCAAAUCAAAGAACCCUAGAUGUUUCAAAAAUGUGAAAAAGCUACCAGUAGACUAUGAUCAUAGCCGAAAAGCCUGGAUGACUUCGGACAUUUUCACAAAAUUCAUUUCAAAAUGGGAGAGACAACUGCGGAGAGAAAAUCGUAAAAUUAUCCUUUUGAUAGACAAUUGUUCAGCUCAUCCCGAAAUCACUGGACUUACCAAUAUCAGAAUAGAAUUUUUGCCACCAAAUUCUACAUCUGUUAUCCAGCCUAUGGACCAAGGAAUCAUAAGAAGUUUCAAGUGUCACUUCCGUAAGCAACUGAUUUUGAUGAUUCUGGACCGUAGGGAUAGAAGUGGAACAACAUCAAAUACCAAUGUCAACGUACUGGAAGCGAUACGUUUGAUGAACGAUGCAUGGGAAAAUGUCACAUCAACAUGCAUCAUCAAGUGUUUCCAUAAGGCUGGAUUGGACAGUUGUCAAGACGAUCAAUCCACUGAAGAAGAAGAGGUUGAAAAUUUCAUACAAACUGCAAAUUUGGAAAUGACUGAAGAGGAAUUUCAAAACUAUGUAUCCAUUGACGACGAACUGAUGACCUCAGAUGUACCGACCACCGAAGAUAUUGUAGCUGACGUACUAGCGAAUUCAGCGGAAAAACAUGACGACAGCGAUGAGGACACUGAUGAAUAUGAAGAAAGUGAACCACCCCCAACUUGUUCUACUAUGUUGGAGUUCGCUGAAAAAAUGCAGACCUUUUUUGAAGCGAGGGAUGUCAGUGAUGAUGUUUUCCGGGCGAUGAGUCUUCUCCGAAGAACAAUAGCACAGGAAAGAGACAAGGAACGAGUUCAACGAUGGCUCGUUUGGGGAGGAAUUAUUCUUGGUUCCAGAACUGACCUGCAUGUUCAGAGUGUAACGAUGACAGGCCACAUCUAUAGGGAUGUCAUUCUGGAACAACAUGUACGUUUGUUUCGGGGCGCCAUGGGUGCUGAAUUUCUGUUUAUGGACGACAACACCCGUCCUCACCGUGCAAACAUUGUAGACGAAUGCCUUCAAUCGCAGGAUAUCACCCGUAUGGAUUGGCCAGCAUGCUCACCGGACUUGAAUCCAAUAAAGCAAGUGUGGGAUAUGCUUGGUCGACGAAUUGCAGCCCGUCAACCCCCUCCCACCUGUCUACCGGACUUUCGGAGGGCAUUUCUUGAUGAGUGGUGUAAUAUUCCCCAAGAUCAGAUUGAUAAUUUGAUACUCAGCAUGCCUAGGCGUUGUACGGCCUGUAUUGCAUCGUCCGGGAGACAUACUCCGUAUUAA
Molecule: messenger RNA, 1935 nt
Organism: Parasteatoda tepidariorum (common house spider)
Lineage: Eukaryota; Metazoa; Arthropoda; Arachnida; Araneae; Theridiidae
Product: tigger transposable element-derived protein 4-like
Source: RefSeq, a predicted model, not a curated record